Molecule: messenger RNA, 894 nt
Organism: Lithohypha guttulata
Lineage: Eukaryota; Fungi; Ascomycota; Eurotiomycetes; Chaetothyriales; Trichomeriaceae
Exons: 1
Coding region: 1-894 (297 amino acids)
Source: RefSeq, a predicted model, not a curated record
AUGGCUUUUGUCUACGAACCUCUGUCCGAUCCGUUCUCGAAUUUCAGACUUGUGGAAGUGAAGAGGUGGAAGCGUUGGGGACAAAUUCAAUGCACGAUCAAGGAGGUGACUCCUAGCAAGAAGAACACAUACGAGGCUAUCUCCUGCCUCCGAGUCAGUAAUGGAAAAGAGGAACAGCUGGAACAGAAGCAAAUUCGGCUUAACGGAAAGCAACACAACAUACCAGUCGCGGUGUAUCGUGUCCUUAAUAACGCACGAAACGGCCUAGCUAGAAAGAGAUUUUGGGUCGAGGCUAUUUGUGUCGACCAAAACAAUAUGAAGGAGAGGGAGGUGCAGCUAUCUAAGAAAGAUGAGAUCUAUAACGGCGCGACAGCUAUCAGGAUAUACAUCUACGAGACUGGCAUUAGUCAGGAUUUCGUGAGACAGAUUCCAAGUGGUCCGCCAAAGCGAAGUGUCUCAUAUGUCGGGCUCGGCGUACCCGCUGGUGUCAUCUCCUCACCACGCAUUGCAGUAAGACAUUUUGGCAAGCUUUGCAGCAAGAAAGAAGCAGCACCUUCCUCGAACAACAUUCAAAAAGAAGCAUUAUUAGAAUCAGACUUGGAACCCGAGCAGCCUUAUCACUACACGUCCAUUAUCGAUAUCCUGGAUCAAACAUACAGAUACGACAACCUGGACUGGACGAUAAGAUACCUCGAAAAUGCUAUUGAGACAGGUAAAACUACUGCCUAUCACCCUAAGUGGACUCGUUUCAGCCUCUUCCAUGAGACGAUCUUGCGAACCGAGACAACUCCUAUUGUAACAAGGUUCUCCAAAACUACCUGUGAUAUGCCUAUGGACUGGACUAAGGAAUCAGUAGGCAUUAGGGAGCAGCCACCUCGGUACGAGUACUGUUAG